This is a messenger RNA of Planococcus citri (citrus mealybug), 2946 nucleotides long. RefSeq names its product zinc finger and BTB domain-containing protein 24-like. The coding region runs from base 413 to 2788 and encodes 791 amino acids. NCBI's taxonomy places the organism in Eukaryota, Metazoa, Arthropoda, Insecta, Hemiptera, Pseudococcidae. The record is from RefSeq and is a predicted model, not a curated record. The transcript is spliced from 9 exons. Gene Ontology annotation, molecular function: RNA polymerase II cis-regulatory region sequence-specific DNA binding; DNA-binding transcription factor activity, RNA polymerase II-specific. Gene Ontology annotation, biological process: regulation of transcription by RNA polymerase II.
CAGUGGUUCAUCGUUACAAAAAAUACAAAAUGCACUCGAACGUGGCUCCGCUUUAAUUAUUUUGUAAAUAUCAGUGGAAAUCGGAAAAGUUUGAGAAACUUGAUGGAGGUGCGUAAAAUGCGAAAAUUGUGUUUUCUUCAUUGCGCGUAUAUUUAAAGGUACAGUUUAGCCUUUAUUUCGUAAUUAAUAUUAAUACGCGACUUUAUCGUCUUUGUUAUAAAUUAAAACCAACGCAAUGACGAACGCUUGUACGGGUUGAAUUGGUCUAAUUGGACUGAAAUUCUUUCAUUAUUGAGAAUCACUUAACAUGGCCGACGAUGUUGCGAAAGAAAUGCAUUUACCAGGUACUUCGGCGUGGUCUUUUCGUAUAGCCAGCUGCUCAUCAAGUUGACCGGUGGCAAAGGCGAAUGCGAUGCAUUGCUUAAUCUGCGACGCGGACGUUGCCACCCACAACGGCUACAAUAUUCUGUACACGGCGCUCGCUCACGGUGGAACGUUACUCAGCCAAAAUAUCAAUAAGGUUUUGCGACGAGACUUGGACGCAGUCAACGCCAGAAGUACAGUAAUAUGUAACAGGUGUUACAAACUAUUCGACGAAUUGAACACGGCCGAGAGUCGAUGCGACGAUAUCAAAAGAGAAAUACAGUCGUUCUACUUGAAAACGUGCGAAAUAUAUAACGACGAAACACCGCCGCCGUCCAUCGCCAAGGACGCCGCGUGUCAAACCGAUAAUUUCGAAGAGAACGUCCAACUUUACCAAGCUGAAACUAAACAACCCGAUAUCAAACUGAAAAUAGCCUUAGUUUCUAAACGAAAGAGAGGCCGACCGGUCAAAGCUCAAUUGCAAAAAGGAGUCGUUUCCGUAGACAAUUCUCAAGGCUUUUCCAACGACAAUCACGAAAACGGAGCCGGAAGCGAUCAAAACGACAAAUGUAAACCGAAGAAAGAAAAGGUAGCCAGAAAUAGAAACGCGAGUACCGAAAAUAUCGAAGAACUCGAAGAUAUAGCGUUAGAAGUACGCAGAACUCGUUCAAAAGGUACCGGUAGUAGAAAAAGAACCGUUUCAACGCCUCCGGAUACCAGUAAAGAUGGUCUAGUGAAGAAAGAACAAGUCGAAGAACGAGAGCAGCUCGUAGAAAACAUCGUCACAGCUGCGCCGGAAAUGGACGAACAAACGACCGGCGAUGAUAUUUUCAAAACUGAAGAAACCACCGUCAUAGAGGAAGGCGAACUUUUCAAACAAGAUUAUUACAACAACGAGGACGACGACGACGACUUCGAAUGGAAAGAAGAACCUCUGGUUGAAAUUCACGACGACUCGGUCGAUAGCGAAGAAGACAUAAAAGAAGAAAACGGCGGCGGAGAUCGCACCGAGGAAGGAUGGCAAAGCAGCGACAGUAAGAGCGGCAAAAAGAAGCAAAGGAGAAAAAAGAAACGGAAACGAGGCGAUCGAAGAGGCGAACGCGCUUUCAUGGUCCCAAUUCACGAAUGCAAUCAGUGCGGCAAAAAGUGGCGAACUGUUACGGAGCUCAAGUCGCAUAUCGCUUCGCACAGCGACGUUAGACCGUUCGUUUGCGAAAUUUGCGGACAAGCGUAUAAGAUGAAAAAAGCGCUAGACAUUCACAUCGGCAUGCACAACGGUAUUCAUCCGUUCGUGUGUACGUACUGCAAUAAAUCGUUUACUCAGAAAGUCGGCUUGGAAAAACAUCUGCCUAUCCAUACCGGCGUUACGCGCUUUCAAUGCGAUCUUUGCGGAAAACGUUUCAUUCAUCAGAAAAGUUUCAAUAUUCAUAAAAUGACGCACACCGGCGAGAAGAAUAUUCACUGUCCGAUCUGCAAAUUAGCCGUGUUCUCGCAAUCUCACUUGAAACGUCACUAUCGCGUGCACACCGGCGAACGUCCCUACGGAUGUACGAUAUGCGGUAAAAAAUUCGCCGAAAAGUAUAAUCUCAACGCUCAUACGCGUAUUCACGAUCCGAAUUCGGCCGGCGAAGGACGACGACGUUGUCACACGUGUCCUAUUUGUGGAAUGACUUACGAUCGCAAACACAAACUAUCCGAGCAUUUGUCAUCGGUCCAUGGUAUGUGGACCACCGUUGCAGAAUUCAAAACCGAGACUAAUUACUAUAAUAUGGAGGUGGCGCAGAACCCGCAUCAUUUACUACAGUUACAAGUUCAACACUCGCCAUCGAUGCAGAACGCUCCUCAGCAUCCGCCUCCGACGCAGCAAACCCAUCCUCACCAAGGACCGCCUCAGUCGUCGCAAACUGCGCCUCCACAAGCGUCAGUGCAACAGCCGACUCAACAGCAGCAGCAGCAACAACAACAGCAACAAUCGCAGCAGCCACCUCCGCCGCAAUUGGCAGCUCCUACUCAUCAGCAGCCGUCACAUCACCAUUUAGCCCACCAUCAGCAACAAUCAGCUCACCACUUGCAGCAACAGCAACAACAACAGCAGCAGCAGCAACAACAACAACAACAGCAGCAGCAACAACAACAACAGCAGCAGCAACACCAUGCUCAAGCGGUCGCGCUCGGUGGCACUCCGCAUCACAUAUUAGUCACGCAACAUCAGCUGCAGCAAACGUUGCAGUCGCAUCUUUCUCAUCAUCCUGGUGCGACAGCUGCCGCAGUGACUGCAGCUCCGCCGCCGCUCCAACCCAUUUCGUCAGUAUUUCAAUUGGUCGUUCCUUCGACGCCGGCAGAAGCAGCGGCCGCCGCUGCCGCAGCCGCUCAUCAUAAUCGAAUGAACUCGGUUUCCGCUUCUAUGCCAGUUCCAACUUUGUAGUGAACGUUGUAUUAUGUUUUUUUAAACGGCUGAAUUAUUCUUCUCUUUUUUUCUUUCUUUAUUUCUUUUUUUAUUCGUGUUUGUAUUUAUACAUUGUAUGUAACUUGUACUUUUAUUUCAAAAUUAUUUCAUUAAAAACGACGAAUUUUAAAAAAAUA